Messenger RNA from Alosa sapidissima (American shad), 4407 nucleotides. Its product is annotated as regulating synaptic membrane exocytosis protein 2-like. The record is from RefSeq and is a predicted model, not a curated record. Gene Ontology annotation, biological process: calcium ion-regulated exocytosis of neurotransmitter; regulation of synaptic plasticity; regulation of membrane potential. Bases 2297 to 3859 code for a protein of 520 amino acids. Gene Ontology annotation, molecular function: transmembrane transporter binding; small GTPase binding. The transcript has 12 exons. Lineage: Eukaryota; Metazoa; Chordata; Actinopteri; Clupeiformes; Clupeidae. Gene Ontology annotation, cellular component: presynaptic membrane; cytoskeleton of presynaptic active zone.
UAAAUCAGAGUCCGCAGGAGCAAAUGCACUUAUCUAAAUUGGGUGUGACAGGCCUCCCUAGGCUGUAUUUCAGGACUCCUUCUAAUUACAUACCCCCCUCACUCUCCUUAUUUAUUGCAAAUUACACAGGCCACCAAGCAUGGACACCCAUCCUUCAACUAAUAUUAAGAUUCAGUUAAAUAGUAUGACUGAUUUUUAUUGAGUAUCUGUGCAUGUGUGGAUUUGGGUUUAAAUGAUGUCUCCUAUAGUGUAGUUUUGCUGUUUCGUUUUACAGUAUCAGUGCUUCACCACACACCACAAUUAUGUGUUUUACAUUUUUCGGGUGAUUCCUGUGAAAUUCUAUGUCUAACCCCUUCUCCUCUUGCAGGGGUAUUCAGACUGUUUUAUGGUCGUCUAGUGUUCUGUAGACACUUCUGUGUUUGUGGUGUAACAGUGUGGUGCCAGGUGCAACACAUUCCCAUGGCUCUCUGUGAGGGUGUUGGGUUUGAGGAACUCCAUGGUGCUCCAAUUGUUCUGUCAGCCAAGACUCUUUCACUCAUCUCACCCUGUCAGGCCAGCCCCACAUCUCUCCAAGCUUGAGGAAAAGGAGUGACCAUCAUCUUCCUCAAGCUCCGCCACAAACUCUUCCUCUUCAUCCUCCUCAUCCUCUUCCUCUUUCUCCUCUCCUUCUCCUGUUCGCCCAUUGAAGUCCAUCUCUCUGCUCUGCUCUCCAUGUGCUUGCAGCCAUUUUCUCACCCUACCUCGAUCCAAGCACAGUGCGCCUAUAGACUCUCAGCAGAAGGAACUCAGGUAGACCCUCUCCCCAUGGGGGUGUGCAUGUGUGUCCUUAACCCUGUGCUGUCUCCCUCAACCCCCCCUGAUUAACCCACUAACACCGAGCCCGUCUCAGUCCUCACUCAGGCAACCCUGUGUCAGUCAAAUCUUUCAGCACAGCCUCAGUUAAACAGCCAAUAAAAUGCUUACUCUCAACCCCUCAUACAUACACUAGAUGUAAGCUUAAUAAUUUAUUCUAAAUUGAUAGAUGACACUUUAUAAUAAGUUUCUGUGCAUUUAGCAUUUGUGAUGGUGAGAGACGAGGCUGUGCUGACAGUCUCUGUACCGUAGACUGGAGGCCUCAGAGAACUGACACUGAGACACGUGAAGUCAAAGCCUAUGUUGAAAGAAUGGCAAUGGCAACCUCAGUCCACUACCUAGGUCCAACCCAUCCCCAGGACAGAGCCCUGGAACCUUCCGGGCCCACCUCAGAUGGCCAUAUUUGUAUCAAAUGAGGCCUAGACUAGUGUUGUUGUCCAGCCCCUCAUCUCGUUUCUCCUGUACAUGACACAGCUUGUCAAUGCCAUUUAUAGCACAGCACUGACUGGACAUGACGUUAUGAGUACAUAUCUCUCUCUGAAAAACAAAAGCUAUACACGUCCCUGUUCACUUCAUUUGUUGCUUUGAAAAAGAUUGUGCUGAAGUGAGCUGCUGGUUAAAGCUCUGAGACAUUGAGGUCAUACAUUCCCCACAUCCUCAGACACAAAACCCUCAUCCUCGACACCCUCUCUUACAUAAGCCAGUCAUCCCAGCAUCCUCCACCAUGGAUUGGAUUUACUCUACCUGUGGUUAUGUGUAUAGAUUUGCAUUAGUUUCCACUGUUGUCAACAAUGACACGCAACACAAGAUUAGAGGAGUUUACAUGUACAUGGUCUUCCUGUAGUUCUACCACAUAAGAUGGUUACUAUGGUUUCCACCUACAACAACAAGAGUUUUAACAACUCAUCAAGAAGUUGCCUCUUGAUGGGCCAGCUCACUGUGCCUUUGCUUUCUUAUAAAUUGUCCUGUGUAUUUUUUAUUAUUUUUAAUGAAAUGAUGUCCAGCAGAGGGUGAAUAUAUGGUAUGUCCAGCAUCAUGUAAUUUAUAGUGGAACCUGGCUGCUACUAAAAUGGACCUAUUCAAAAAUAGCAGGGAUUUUAAUUAAACUGUAGUGAGUCAUUCAUAACUGCUCCACCAGGAGUUCUUUAACAUAGCAAGAUGUCAAGGUAAGGUUCAUAGCAAAGGGAAUUGUUCUUAUGAAGGAAUUUGUGUGUGUAAGUUAGCAUAUGAAGUUCAGUGUGUGUGUGUGUGUGUGUGUGUGUGUGUGUGUGUGUGUUGAUGAAAAACAUCACAAAUAGACAUCAGUUCACAGACUGAGCUCUUAACCCACCUGUGCCCCGUGUGUUUGGCAGUCGAGGCGGCGUGUAUCCCAUCAACCGUGAGGAAGCGGUCAGGUUACUGCGCUCCACUAGGAUGGCCCGAGCUUAUUCCGAGGGCGCGUACAAUGACAUGGAAAGGAAUUACGGAGCGUCGGACAGGUAUGAGUACCAGCACAGGUCCCGCUCCGCCGACCAGCGGUCCGCCAUGGACCGCCCCUUCUACACGCGCUCCCACUCCACCGAGCGGCCCCCCCGACAGCCAGCUCAUGAGGUCCAUGCCGUCCCUCCCAUCUGGACGCUCUGCGCCGCCCUCUCCCGCCUUAACGAGGGCUCACCCCCGCAGUGGAUCGGUCCAAACGAGCCCCAGCAGUACGCCCAUGUCAACCAGAAGAGGACGGCAACUACCACAACUGCCUGCAAAGGGGACGCUGGAUAGAAAGGACGGAGAAGAGGACAUAGAGCCCUGUCCAGGUGCGAUGGACGUGGAGGAGCGCACGCGGCAGAUGAAGCUCAAGAUGAACAAGUACAAGCAGGGCACCGGCUCCGAUUCGCGGCUGGAGCAAGACUACCACAAGCGACGGGACCCAACGCGAGUCACGGACAACCUCUCGGCCAAGUCGUCGGACAGCGAUGUAAGCGACGUGUCCGCUGUGUCGCGGGGCAGCAGUGCCUCACGUUUCAGCAGCACGAGCUACAUGUCUGUCCAGUCGGAACGGCCGCGAGGCAGCCAUAAGAUCAGUGACUUUGCGCCCAAAAUGAAAAACAGGCAGACGGGCACGUCGGGCGGCAUGAACAUGACCAAGAGCACCAGCAUGGGCGGCGACAUGUGCAACAUGGAGAAGACGGAUGGCAGCCAGUCGGACACGGCCGUCAGCCUGGUGGGCACCGACGACAAGAAGCGGCGCUCCAGCAUCGGCGCCAAGGUCUCGGCCAUCGUGGGCAUGUCGCGCAAGAGCCGCAGCACGUCCCAGCUCAGCCAGACAGCAGGGGGUAAGAAGCUGCGCAGCACCAUCCAGAGGAGUACAGAGACGGGUCUGGCCGUAGAGAUGAGAAGUCGGAUGACCCGGCAGGCCAGCAGGGAGUCCACCGACGGCAGCAUGAACAGCUACAGCUCUGAGGGAAACCUCAUCUUCCCUGGCGUGAGGCUCUCGUCCGACAGCCAGUUCAGUGACUUCCUGGAUGGGCUUGGACCCGCUCAGCUGGUUGGACGGCAGACGUUGGCCACGCCCCCAAUGGGUGAUAUUCAGAUUGGAAUGGUGGAGAAGAAAGGCGCCCUUGAGGUGGAGAUAAUUCGAGCCCGUGGCCUUGUGGGAAAACCAGGUUCAAAAGCACUGCCAGCCCCCUACGUGAAGGUGUACCUGCUGGACAACGGAGCCUGCAUCGCCAAAAAGAAAACUAAAGUAGCCCGGAAAACACUGGACCCCCUUUACCAGCAACAACUGCAAUUCGAAGAGAGUCCAAGCGGGAAGGUUUUACAGGUCAUUGUCUGGGGAGAUUAUGGGCGCAUGGACCACAAAUCCUUCAUGGGAGCCGUUCAGAUACUCCUAGACGAUCUGGACUUGUCCAACAUGGUGAUUGGCUGGUUCAAGCUCUUCCCUCCCUCCUCACUGGUGGAUCCGACGUUGGCCCCGUUGACUCGAAGAGCUUCUCAAUCCUCAUUGGACAGUUCGUCGUUCGGUCGCUCGUAGCAGUGCGCGCUAAAGAAGGUAGCGUUGUUGUAGCAAGCCAGAGGGUGGAGCAUAAGAAUUUGCGACAGGUCACAUCCCCCCCGGUUACACUGCAUGCUUGAUGUUGUGUCUUCUGAGCCUGUUUCUUAAGGGGUAAAAAACAGUGGUCCUGUGUUAAAUCGCAAAAAAAAAAAAAAAAUCAUCGCACACAUUGUGCGAUUGAAGAGCGAGACCCCUUCACCGUCAUUCCGUUGGUGAGUGCAGGGGUCACUGGCAAAUGGAGGAAACAGGAAGUGGACUCCUGUAGCUGAAGGUAUCCCACAAUUCCUGGCUUCUUGUCCUCUUCAAGCCAUGAGGGGUAGAUGAGAACCGCUAACGCGUUGCUGAGUUUUACAGAAGGCCGUUGUGUGUUUUUUCUCUCUUUUUUUUAAACAAGGAGAAAAAAAAUUGUUAGGUCUUAUUUGUUCAUUUUUAUUUUCUUGUUAUUUGUUUUUUUAUUAUUAUUAUUAUUUUCGAUAUGGGUGAGCUAAAUGGGGUAACAGUGUUCCAGACUGGAGGCUCGGUCAUGC